Messenger RNA from Lasiosphaeria miniovina, 1092 nucleotides. RefSeq lists its product as uncharacterized. The record is from RefSeq and is a predicted model, not a curated record. Lineage: Eukaryota; Fungi; Ascomycota; Sordariomycetes; Sordariales; Lasiosphaeriaceae. The annotation marks the transcript as partial. The transcript has a single exon.
GUGACGCCAUCAACGGUCACAAACGCGACGCUACUCACGGUCCCGGGGCCGCUAUGCAACGACACGGCGCUGAGCACGCAGAACAUGACGCGGGGACAGUGCUACUCGCGCCGGGGAAGCGCGCUGGCUGUCGACGGCGCGGGCAACCCUGUGGGGCUGCCGACCGUGUCGACGGCCGGGCUGGGCAGCAGCAACCCGGGAUGGAUCGUCAUCAUGGGCGGCACCGAGGCCGUAGCGUUCCCGGCAGCGGUCAACGCGUCGCUAGCCCUGCACGACGGGCGGUCCGUGGCCAUGGUGGACGGGCUGAUCGAGUCGGGCAUCAACCAUACGGCGUCACACCUGGGGCUGGCCGACAGCUCGACGCUGAGCGCGGCGCUCAUCGCGGCGGGCGUGACGGGGCCGACGCGGUCGUGGGGUUUCGACGCCGGAUCGCUCUCGUACGCGCGGCCGCGCAGUGGCGCGCUGACGCUGGGCGGGCGGGACGUCGGGGCCGUGGCCGGGUCGCCCGUGACAUACUCCAUGUCCGCGUACAAUAAGGUAGUGAAUAACCAGCGCGUGUGCCCGCUGCAGGUGACCAUCAGCAGCAUGUGGCUAGUGCCAAGCAACUCCACGGCUGGCGCGAACGACAGCUUCCAGUUGGUCGACUCGGCGCUGCCGCUGGAGGCGUGCCUCGAGGUGUACGACAUCUACACCCGGCUUCCCGUGACUGUGCUGAACAACCUGAAGAAUUACGUCGACACCAUGACGGGGCGGACUGGUGGACCGGUGUCGUACAAGCCGGUGCAGCACCCGGAGGCGGAGAAAGACCCGCUGCUGCGCCAGCUUCUGUCGCUGUACAUCAACGAGCCCGGGCUCAUCUACCCAGCCAACAGCACCGCGCGGUUCGACGCGAGCCUGGUGGUGACGCUGGAGGGCGGGCAGACAGUGAAUAUCCCAUCGAACGAGCUGUUCAACCCCGUCCGCGGGCUUGCCGCCGACGGCAGCCGCGCAGUUGAACUCGGCUUCAACGAGCUGGCCGUGUAUCAGUCCGAGGCCCCCGCCAAUGCCGCAGUAUUAGGCCGAUCUUUCCUCAGCCAGGUAUACCUGUUUGUG